CUCCUGUGUCGUCUGGGUGGGGUAACGGGGAAGGAGGACAAUGUCGCGACCACGUGCCCGUGAUAUCGGCUUUUUGGACAUAAAGGUCCUUGUCUCCUCCAUCCACCUUAAAAGUACCCCACUCUGACACAGCCUUUCUUCUCUUCCCUUGCACUGCAAGCGGCAUUUCCGCUCUCGGGCAGCGUCUUCUUCUGCUGUAUAGAGCCGGAGCAGCGUACCCUUUCUCUCUCUUUCUGUUUCUCUUGCUGUACGAGUUCACAGAGAGAGAGAGAGAGAGAGAGAGAGAGAGUGUGUAGAUGGGCGUCGGAACGAGCACGUUCGUCAUCAGAUGGAUCAACUUCAUCACUAUGCUUUUGGCUGUUACUGUUAUAGGGUUUGGCGUGUGGAUGAGCACUCACGAUGACAAUUGCCGAAAGUCCCUCGCUCUUCCUGUUGUGGGUCUUGGGGCAUUUAUAUUCAUAAUAUCAAUAAUUGGCUUUCUCGGUGCAUUGAAGAAUAACUCAAUACUGUUGUGGGCUUACUUGAUCUUGUUAUGCCUGAUAUUGGUGGGAAUCCUUGUGUUCACCGUGCUAGCCUUCAUUGUGACAAACAAUGGUUCGGGGCACAGCGUAACCGGUUUAAAGUACAAAGAGUAUCAACUUCAGGAUUACAGUUCGUGGUUUCUAAAACAAUUAAACGAUGCACAUAACUGGGAGCGCUUGAAGAGUUGUCUUGUGAAAUCUGAGGACUGCGACAACUUAUCGAAGAAAUAUAAGACUCUCAGACAAUAUAAAUCAGCAAAAUUAACUCCAAUUGAAGCUGGUUGUUGCCGACCCCCAUCUGAGUGUGGUUACCCUGCCGUGAAUGCAUCAUACUACGACUUGAGCUACCACCCCGUCAGUUCCAACAAGGACUGCAAACUCUAUAAGAACUCCCGAGCGGUGAAGUGCUACAAUUGUGAUUCGUGCAAGGCUGGUGUUGCUCAGUAUAUGAAGAUCGAGUGGAGGGUGGUUGCAAUUUUUAACGUUAUCCUGUUCGUUGUCUUGUCUGUGAUAUAUUUCAUCGGAUGCUGCGCAAGGCAAAAUGUUGCCCAAUAUCGCUCAAAAGCUUGAGGAAAAACAGGCCCAUAAUCUGGAAGGAUUCACUAUAUCCAAAAGUCGAGUUCUCUUCAAACAAGACAUAUCUGAGAGCGAGCCAUUGUCUUCUUUUACGCUAGAUAAAAUAUGUCGGGUUUGUCUCUUCAUGGAGAUUUGUUUUGUGAACACAAACUGUGCCUUGUGAGCUUAGUAGUUUUAAGUAUGAAGUGUAGACAUUUACUGUUUCGAGUACUUCUUUAUUCAUAUGUUGUUGUCUUGUGGAAGAAAUGUUCAUUCGUCAAUGUAAGUAAACUUUAUCAUA
Messenger RNA from Eucalyptus grandis, 1377 nucleotides. RefSeq names its product tetraspanin-10. Lineage: Eukaryota; Viridiplantae; Streptophyta; Magnoliopsida; Myrtales; Myrtaceae. The transcript has 11 exons. Bases 297 to 1091 code for a protein of 264 amino acids. Gene Ontology annotation, biological process: auxin-activated signaling pathway. Gene Ontology annotation, cellular component: plasma membrane; plasmodesma. The record is from RefSeq and is a predicted model, not a curated record.